AUGUCUCAAAGAGCAGCUCUUCUCAUCGGCAAACUCUCACACACACAACAGCAAUGGCAAGAAUGCGCAAAAGUCGCAUCAAAGCUCUACGAGUACCCGGACGGCACUCGGGAAGACUUUAUUUCCAAGUGCAAAAGCGGUGAAUUUGAAAAUGUCUUCGCGCUGUACCGAAGCAACGACUCGAACCCCAUCACCGGCGAUUUCAAUGAGGAAAUGGUAGAGGCCCUGCCAAAGAGCUUGAAGUUCAUCUGCCACAACGGCGCCGGCUACAACAACAUCGACGUCGCGGCGUGCACAAAGCGAGGUAUCUCGGUAUCAAGCACACCCAUCGCCGUCGACGAUGCAACCGCAGAUGUAGCAAUCUGGCUGAUGCUCGGCGCGCUGCGAAACAUCAAGCAAUCCUACAUGGCCGUCAACGCCGGCAAAUGGCGCGGCAACUUCUCCCUGGGCCACGACCCCAAGAACAAGACGCUCGGCAUCCUAGGCAUGGGCGGCAUCGGAUCCGCCGUCGCCCACCGCGCGAAGGCUUUCGGUAUGAAGAUCCAAUACCACAACAGGCAUCAGUUGCCGCCGAACAAGGAGGACGGCGCCAAGUACGUCAGCUUCGAGGAGCUGUUGAAGACGUCGGAUGUGCUGAGUCUGAACCUCGCGCUGAACCCCUCGACGAAGCAUAUCAUCGGCAAGGAGCAGUUCGCGCAGAUGAAGGACGGCAUCGUCAUUGUGAACACGGCUCGCGGCCCGUUGAUCGAUGAGGCGGCGUUGGUGGAUGCGCUGAAAAGCGGGAAGGUGUGGACGUGUGGAUUGGACGUAUUUGAGGAGGAGCCGAAGAUUCACCCGGGAUUGCUGGAGUGCGAGAAUGCGGUUUUGUUGCCGCAUGUUGGGACAGGCACUUUUGAGACACAGCGCGAUAUGGAGUUGUUGGUGUUGGAUAAUCUCAAGUCAGCGAUACAGCAUGAGAAAUUGCUUACGCAGGUUCCCGAGCAGAAGGACAAGGCGAAGAUUUGA
Parastagonospora nodorum SN15 is the source of this 1005-nucleotide messenger RNA. RefSeq lists its product as hypothetical. The transcript has 3 exons. Gene Ontology annotation, cellular component: cytosol. Lineage: Eukaryota; Fungi; Ascomycota; Dothideomycetes; Pleosporales; Phaeosphaeriaceae. The record is from RefSeq and is a predicted model, not a curated record. Gene Ontology annotation, molecular function: hydroxypyruvate reductase [NAD(P)H] activity; glyoxylate reductase (NADPH) activity; NAD binding. The coding region runs from base 1 to 1005 and encodes 334 amino acids.